Messenger RNA from Coregonus sp. 'balchen', 8518 nucleotides. The record is from the annotation of a GenBank genome assembly. Lineage: Eukaryota; Metazoa; Chordata; Actinopteri; Salmoniformes; Salmonidae.
AAGGCCAAGCCCGAGAAAGUUACAGUUGUUCAUUGAUGAACAAGAUACCACAUCUUCUACUGCACCACAACAUCGUAGAGCCUAUCAUCCCUUCAGGUAAGUGAAGUCGAACUGGAAUUGACAUAUAUCAGGUAUUCUUUCAUUUGUAUGCAGACUCCAGCACAAACUAUUUGGAAUACUCUCUCUGAAUAUUUUAGAUGUUCUUCUUGAUUAUUGUUUUGCUUUGCAAUAAAAGGCUAGGGAAUUGUGAAAUGUUGGAAAUGUAGCCAACUCUACAGAGAUCAUUCUCUCUAAGCAAGUGUUUCCCAACUCCAGUGAUUGAGUACUCUCAACAGCACACAUUUUUGUUGUAGUCCUGGAAAAACUUGAUGAUUAGUUGACAAGUUGAAUCAGGUGAUCUUGUCCAGGGCUACAAUACAAAUGCAUACUGUUGGGGGUACUGGAGGACUGGAGUUGGGAAACACUGUUGGGGGUACUGGAGGACUGGAGUUGGGAACCACUGUUGGGGGUACUGGAGGACUGGAGUUGGGAAACACUGUUGGGGUACUGGAGGACUGGAGUUGGGAAACACUGUUGGGGGUACUGGAGGACUGGAGUUGGGAACCACUGUUGGGGGUACUGGAGGACUGGAGUUGGGAACCACUGUUGGGGGUACUGGAGGACUGGAGUUGGGAAACACUGUUGGGGGUACUGGAGGACUGGAGUUAGGAAACACUGUUGGGGGUACUGGAGGACUGGAGUUGGGAAACACUGUUGGGGGUACUGGAGGACUGGAGUUGGGAACCACUGUUGGGGGUACUGGAGGACUGGAGUUGGGAAACACUGUUGGGGGUACUGGAGGACUGGAGUUGGGAAACACUGUUCUAAGCCUUCAGUUAUUAUCGUGCUAUUAGGGUUUGGAAGUAUUUGAACUUAUGGUAAAAUAUAUCAUUUGGUUUUGCAAGUUUGUCAGUGAAAGAAACCAGAUAGAACAUUCUUGUAAGCCCCUUCCCACACAAUAUACCACAGGUAAUGUCUGAGCAUGUUUGAGCUUGUCAACAGAGAUCAUGUUACAUCCUUUUACAACUCAAGUGGUUUCAUUUGCCUGAAACAUGCUGGAUUGUUUUUGCAUGCUACCUACAUGACAUGGAAUUCGUAAUUCUGUUCCAGCCAGUCAUCCAGAACUACUAUUCUGUGAGAAGAAACCCUGUUAAUUGCAAAACAAAUAGAAGUUAGCAUCAGUAACAGACUGUUACUACAGUAACCUACUCCCAGUCCAUAGGCUGAGUCACUGUAGGACUAAAGUGAUGUCAUGUGUUUUUUUAUCUGUCCUGCUUGGUGGAAUUCCUCACAACCAGGAAUUUCACGUCUGGUGAGGAAUUACACAUAUGGAGUUACAAAGCCUACACUAACCCUCCAUUCUGUUGUCAACUGAUCCACUCAUCUUGAAGCGUUUGCAUUUGAAAGCCUCAGCUCGAGUUUAUCCAGCUCCAUCCUACCUUGAUUAACUAGUUUCACCUCCACCCAACCGUGAGUAACCGUUGAUAUGACAAGUACUCUUGAUACCAAAUAGUGGAACCAUAAAGGGUUCUACAGGGUCAAGCCGAAGAACCCUUUCUUAAAGGUUUUAAAUAGGUGUCCACAGAGACAUGAUUUCCAACACUUUCACUAAAAUAGUUUCAGCAUGUGGCCAUACCAAUAGAAACCCUACCUUUGCAUCAGGGAUUUUAUAACAAGAAUCUAGCCAGAUGGACAGAGUAUAUCCUGAUGUAUGUCCUGAAGCAUGUUUCCUUGUGUUGAGCCAUUUAUGAGACACUGCUGUUGUGCAUUAAGGGCAGUAAACACAAGUAGGCUAUUAAACUUUUAUUGGUUUAGGUAAUGACUUCCUUUCUCUGGAAUCUUUGCUUGUUUGAUCAACUAGUAGUUCAUGAGUUUGACAUGGAUGUGAAAACAUGAAUGUGAUUUUCUUUUUCUCUUUUUCCAGCAGCAGUCAUGAAGGUUGCAUCUUUCAACAUCCAGAAAUUUGGGAAGCGUAAGCUAUCAGACCCACAGACCUUUGCUAUCCUUGUGAAGGUACAGUUAUAUGAUUGUACGUAUUCCUGAUAUUAUACACUGAACAAAAAUAUAAACGCAACAUGCAACAAUUUCAAAGAUUUUACUGAGUUACAGUUCAUAUAAGGAAAUCAGUCAAUUGAAAUAAAUGCAUUAGGCCAUAAUCUAUGGAUUUUACAUUACUGGGGAUACAGAUAUCCAUCUGUUGGUCACAGAUACCUUUAAAACAAAGUUAGGGGCGUGGAUCAGAAAACCAGUCAGUAUCUGGUGUGACCACCAUUUGCCUCAUGCAUCACGACACAUCUCCUUUGUAUAGAGUUGAUCAGGCUGUUGAUUGUGGCCUGUGGAAUGUUGUCCCACUCCUCUUCAAUGGCUGUAUGAAGUUGCUGGAUAUUGGCGGGAACUGGGACACACUGUUGUACACAUUGAUACAGAGCAUCCCAAACAUGCUCAAUGGCUGACAUGUCAGGUUUGUAUGCAGGCCAUGGAAGAACUGGGACAUUUUCAGCUUCCAGGAAUUGUGUACAGAUCCUUGCGACAUGGGGCUGUGCAUUAUCAUGCUGAAACAUGCGAUGAUGGCGGCGGAUGAAUGGCACGACAAUGGGCCUCAGGAUCUCGUCACCGUAUCUCUGUGAAUUCAAAUUGACAUUGAUAAAAUGCAAUUGUGUUCAUUGUCCAUAGCUUAUGCCUGCCCAUACCAUAACCCCACCGCCACCAUGGGGCACUCUGUUCACAAUGUUGACAUCAGCAAACCACUCGCCCACACGAUGCCAUCUGCCCGGUACAGUUGAAACCGGGAUUCGUCUGUGAAGAGCACACUUCUCCAGCGUGCCAGUGGCAAUCAAAGGUGAGCAGUUGCUGUCUGGGUGGCUGGUCUCAGACGAUCCCGCAGGUUAAGAAGCCGGAUGUGGGGCCUCCCAAGUGGCGCAGUGGUCUAAGGCACUGCAUCGCAGUGCUAGCUGUGCCACUAGAGAUCCUGGUUUGAGUCCAGGCUCUGUCGCAGCCGGCCGCGACCGGGAGACCCAUGAGGCAGCGCACAAUUGGCCCAGCGUCGUCCAGGGUAGGGGAGGGUUUGGCCGGCAGGGAUGUUCUUGUCCCAUCGCGCACUAGCGACUCCUGUGGCGGGCCGGGCGCAGUGCACGCUGACUCGGUCGCCAGGUGUACGGUGUUUCCUCCGACACAUUGGUGCGGCUGGCUUCCGGGUUAAGCGGGCACUGUGUCAAGAAGCAGUGCGGCUUGGCAGGGUCGUGUUUCGGAGGACGCACGACUCUCGACCUUCGCCUCUCCCGUGUCCAUACGGGAGUUGCAGCGAUGGGACAAGACUGUAACUACCAAUUGGAUACCACGAAAUUGAGGAGAAAAAGGGGGUAAAAUACCAACAAAAAUAUAUAUAUAUAUAUAAGAAGCCAGAUGUGGAGGUCCUGGGCUGGCGUUGUUACACGUGGUUGGCGGUUGUGAAGCUGGUUGGACGUACUGCCAAGUUCUCUAAAAUGACGUUGGAGGAGGCUUAUCGUAGAAAAAUUAACAUGCAAUUCUCUGGCAACAGCUCUGGUGGACAUUCCUACAGUCAGCAUGUCAAUUGCAUGCUCCCUCAAAACUUGAGACAUCUGUGGCAUUGUGUUGUGUGACAAAACUGCACAUUUUAGAGUGGCAUUUUUUUGUCCCCAGCACAAGAUGCACCUGUGUAAUGAUCGUGCUGUUUAAUCAGCUUCUUGAUAUGCCACACCUCUCAGGUGGAUGGAUUAUCUUGGAAAAUGAGAAAUGCUCACUAACAGGGAUGUAAACAAAUUUGUGCACAACAUUUGAGAGAAAUAAGCUUUUUGUGCAUAUGGAAAAUGUCUGGUAUCUUUUAUUUCACUUUACAUGUUGCAUUUAUAUUUUUGUUCAGUGUAAUUCCCUCACAGAAACAUUUGGCAAACUAUCCUCAAAACAAGGAUGUUGUCCUAUACAUAAACAGAUAAACUAAUGAACUUUUUCUCCUUUUCCUUCCUUUCGUCCUAUCAGAUUGUGUCUCGCUAUGACAUCAUAGUGAUUCUGGAGGUGGUGGAUGUGAGCGGUACUUCAGUGAACGAGUUCCUGGAGGAAUUAAAUAAGUAAGUCUCAAGGCUGUGUAAUUUCAUAACAGUGAUUUGAAUGGUCAUAUCAGGGUGCUGUAGGCUGAUGGUUUUCCGGACCAUGAGACACUAUAACUAUAUAUCUGGGAAAUACUCCUGGCCCUACACCACAGGUGUCAAACUGGUUCCACGACGGGCUGAGUGGCUGUGGAUUUUUGCUCCUCCCUUGUACUUGAGUGAUGAAUUAAGGUCGCUAAUUAGGAACUCCCCACACUAGGCCCUAGGCCCUCCAUGGAAUGAGUUUGUCACCCCUGGAAUACACGUAUCACUCAUUGAUCUUGUGUUCUUGUCCAAACAGGGCCAAUAAGAAACAUCACUACACUCUGAAAAUCAGCACUCGUCUGGGAAGAAACAGAUACAAGGAGCAGUUUAUGUUUCUGUACAGGUACAAUUCAAACCCAUGGUCAACUUUACCUUCAUAAAACUUAUCUGAUGCCAUUCAUUUUUUACAUGGUGAUCUGAUUAUUCUUUUUUUAUGCAGGACUAAUGCUAUUAAAUGUGUUGCAUUGUUUGUUCUGAAAGGGAUGAUUUGGUGGACUUGGUCGGCUCCUGGCAAUAUGAGGACAACCAGGCUGGAGAUGUGGAUGCCUUCGCCAGGGAGCCGUACAUUCUCCGCUUCAAAUGUCUCAACACUGGUAAGGGGCAUAGGAGCACUAGAAUUAAGAGUGAUCCAUCCAAAUGCAAUUUGAUUUAGCAAAUAACAGAGAUGUGUGACUCAAGUCACAUUACUUGGACUGGAGUACUACUAAUUGUUCUACUUGAGACUUGACUUGGCAAAAAGAAAAAAACACUUGCCACUCGACUUCGACUUGAGCUUCUAUGACUCGUGACUCAACUUGGACUUGAGCUGUAUGACUCGAGAGACUCGAUUUGUCAUCUCGCGCACAAUGUAGACCUAUCUGUCUUUCAUUUAGAUGAUUUUUCAGUCUCAUCAACUAGGCUACUGAUAACAACCACAGCCUGCAGCUGCAUAGGCUACAGCCAAUGCGCCCUCUGGCCCUCUGGCCCUCUGGCCCUCUGGGUAAACGUGGUAAUUUUAUGUAGCCUAUUUAUAGCCCAUUUAUUUGUGUUAGGAGAACAUGUGAAUGUGAUUUUACAUUGACAUUUUAGUCAGUAAGCAGGAAGUAGGGAUGCUGAGCGUGCUGCAGCACCCCCUGAAAAAUCUGAAUGAAAAACAAAUGUUAAUAAGAAAAAUAUAUAUAUAUAUUCUUUUUUUCUCACUAAAGUAGUGCACUCGGCCUUUACUAGUAUUAGCGGACCGAUAUAGACGUCUGUAGCGCAGGCAAAAAUUAUAAUAAUCAGCAUCUCUGCUUUGGCAAAAAAAGGUAGUUGUAUAAUUAAGAACAGUAUCUUGCACGAUUUAAUAGUUGGAAUUGUACGAGUUGUUGCCAUGUCACUUUCUCUGCGAUUCUAAUGGAAUCCAGAAAAGAACAAAACCCAUCCUCAAACAUUUACAUCAAAAGUUGCAAAGUUAUGGGCAAAGACACAAAACAUCCACAUGAAAUAAAAUAUUUUUCUUGAUCAAAUAAAAUGGAAAACAACGACUUUUUGUGCAGUAUUCAUUUACCAUCAUUACAAACCAAUUGUAAAUGUACAUCAAAUCAAAUCAAAUCAAAUUUUAUGUCACAUGCAGGUGUAGACCUUACAGUGAAAUGCUUACUUACAAGCCCUUGACCAACAAUGCAGUUUUAAGAAAGAAUGCCCAAAAAAAUCACAUAAAAAUACAAUAUAAAAUAAUACGAAAUAAAAGUAACAAAUAAUUAAAGAGCAGCAGUAAAAAUAACAAUAGCGAGGCUAUAUACAGGGGGUACCGGUACCGAGUCAAUGUGUGGGGGCACCGGUUAGUCGAGGUAAUUGGGGUCAUAUGUACAUAUAGGUAGAGUUAUUAAAGUGACUAUGCAUAGAUAAUAAACAGAGAGUAGCAGCAGCGUAAAAGAGGGGUGGGGGGGCAGUGCAAAUAGUCUAGGUAGCCAUUUGAUUAGAUGUUCAGGAGUCUUAUGGCUUGGGGGUAGAAGCUGUUUAGAAACCUCUUGGACCUAGAUUUGGCACUCCGGUACCGCUUGCCGUGCGGAAGCAGAGAGAACAGUCUAUGACUAGGGUGGCUGGAGUCGUUGACAAUUUUUAGGGCCUUCCUCUGACACCGCCUGGUAUAGAGGUCCUGGAUGGCAGGAAGCUUGGCCCCAGUGAUGUACUGGGUCGUACGCACUACCCUCUGUAGUGCCUUGCGGUCGGAGGCCGAGCAGUUGCCAUACCAGGCAGUGACGCAACCAGUCAGGAUGCUCUCGAUGGUGCAGCUGUAGAACCUUUUGAGGAUCUGAGGACCCAUGCCAAAUUACUGUAUUGUACAUAGGCUGGUCAUCUAGGUUUGUACCUGUAGACUUUCCAUCACCAUGAAGAAAAACAAUGCACAAUACAGUAAUUGAGUACAUUGAGACAUCAAGUGGUUUGUGAUGCUAGGGUUGUGGGUUCGAUUCCCACGGUGGACCAGUACAACAAAGUAUGAAAAUGUAUGCACUCACUACCGUAAGUGGCUCUGGAUACUAAAAUGGAAAAGGAAUGAAUAGACCAUUUCAGUUUACACAUAGAAAUAAGUUGCAUUUACAAAGUAUUUCAAAAAACUGGAAAACAUAUCAAGCAAGUCUUUUUAUAUUCCACAAUAUAUUAUCAGAUUAACUGUUUUGUGCAUAUAAUUAUCAGACUCAAGUUACAAAUGCUGGUAAACACUCAAAUACAUUUAGUUUAAAUGUUUUCACUAAAGUAGUUCACAGGGCCUUCCGAUAUAGACAUCUUCAGCGCAGGCAUCUUUUUUCUGCAUCCCCCCUCCUGAUUUAUACCUGCUUAGGUUCCCAGAUGAGGAAAAGCUCCGGGCCCCAGGGAAAACAAUUUGCCCCACCACUUUGGGACCUGUGGUGCCACCUCUGCAUCAGGGCAAAGAUUAGGUGGUAAUGGGGGGAAAAGGGAUGCAGUUAGUAAAACAUGUGGAUCCAAAAUCAAUGAUGCAUUGCAAUUGCAAUGACAUUUGCAUAAAACACUUAACCAUUGACUUGAGGUACUCAAAACCCAAAAUUAGGGACUUGUGACUUGACUCGACCUGAGCUGAGGAACAUUGGACUAUACUUGAGACUUGCCUCGAGACUCGAAGGUUAAGACUUGAGACUUGCUUAGGAUUUGCAAAAUGGUGACUUGGUCCCAUCUCUGGCAAAUAAUAUGAAAGUGAAUGGCAAACAGACAGACAGCUGGAGAUUGCAGCAGAGAAUAAAAUACCAUUAAUAAACAGCUGUAAUAUAUACUUCUAAUCUCUUCCUGUGUUUCUCAGUGCUGAAGGACUUGGUACUGAUCCCAGUGCACACCAAGCCUGACGACUCAGAGAAGGAGCUGGAUGAGCUUUAUGAUGUCUUCCUGGAAGUGACAAAGAAAUGGAAGACUGAUGUAAGUUCUGAGCUAAACCAUUGACAGAGCUUAACACCACCCUUGGAUUUAGAAAGUGUACUUGACACCAAAUCCUACAAUAUAUAUGAGGCUUUGACAAGUAAAAUACAAAACUAGCCACAUGGUGAUUUCAAGAUAACUAUAUAUGAGAAUAACAUCGAUUUAACUGCUCUCAGGAUUACAAGUAACUUUGUUGUGGAAUGUUUCUCUCUGUACCAGAACGUUAUGAUCCUAGGUGACUUCAACGCAGACGGGUCCUACCUUUCUAAAAAGGGCAUGAAAGUCCUCCGUAUCCGCAGUGACAAAAAUUUCCACUGGCUAAUUAAAGAUGACGUGGAUACCACAGCAAACACAGGCAACGAGAACACUUAUGACAGGUUGCUCACUGUGAUUUGUGAAAUACAUUUAUGAAUGCCUCAUGAAACCUGAGAUGUAAUUUUUUUGGUAUUGAUAAAUGGUCGUUAAAAUGUUAUAAGGUUUCAUAAAAAACAAUUACUUGUGUGUAAUAUGGAAUGACUGCUGACUUGAUCUUCUGAUCAACAUCUAGGAUUGUGAUCUAUGGAGAUGACAUGCUUGACGCCAUGGUGCCAAACUCUGCCAAACCAUUCAACUUCCAGAUUGCAUAUGGUCUUUCUGAAGAAGAUGUAAGUAUGCAUGUUACAGACGAGUUCAAUCCUGGUAGAUGGUUUGAUUACAAUAUUAUAACUAGAUGAAAUGAACAUGUUAGUAGCCUACAUUUUGAAAAAACGGUUCUAGAAAUACACAUAAAAGGGGACUAGCAAUAAAGUACAUAUAAAAGUUGAGCCCUCUGGCUUAUGUCUCAACAUGUAACUACCAUGCUUUAUUAGGCCCUGAAGGUGAGCGACCAUUACCCUGUGGAGGUAGAGCUGAAAAGAUCAACACCUACAGAACAGAGUAAGCAGCAUCAUUGCUCUUUAUUCUGA